Molecule: messenger RNA, 1080 nt
Organism: Paramecium pentaurelia
Lineage: Eukaryota; Ciliophora; Oligohymenophorea; Peniculida; Parameciidae
Source: the annotation of a GenBank genome assembly
AUGUAAGACUUAUCAAUUCUUUAAGAUCUCCUUCCUUAUACAUGGCCAGAACAUUAAGAUUAGAGAAUUAUUCUUAUCAACAAUCUUAAAGAUUAAUUUCAUUAAAUUUUGUAAGCCAACCCAUGUUUUUAUGAAAAAAUAAGAAGAAUUAAAUAAAAUUUAGCCUUGUAAGGUCCAUAUUAUGAACUUAUUGAAGAGUUUGAAGAGGAAACUUAUACACACCAUAAAUUAAAACAUAUUUUAUAAUAUUUACAUUUUGAAGGAGAAUAAAGACCCACAAAUUUAAAAUAAUUUUUAAAUCCACAAAAAUUAUAAAAAUUAAUUUGUGAUAUUUAUAGAAUUUUCAAUAGAACCAUAUUAGAUUACUAAGCUAAAUCAAUAGUUUAUCCUUAAUAUUUGAAAUUAAGUUUAUCAAUCUUUAAAAAAAUAUCAAAUCAAAACUUUUUAGAUUAAAAUACAUUUAACUUUAUUUGUCAUUAUGCUAGUAGAAGAUGUUAUACAUUAAGAAAAUAAUGGUAAGAUUUUGAUGUCAAUCAGCCAAAAUAUAUUGGAUUAACAUAAUGUUUAAAGAGAAUCUAAAAUUGUAAUUAACCUAGAAUAAAUUCUGUAUUAUAAUAUUUUAAUAAAUAACAAUUAAUUUUAUGCUUUAUACUUUAUUGCAUCAUAUAAUGUGAAGAAUUAAUUGCUAUUUCAUUAGGAGAAUAAAGUAGUAACUCUUUAAUCUAUCAUGAUGAUGAAUUGAUGAUUCCAUAAGAAAUAUCUAGUGAAGAUUUCUCUUGGCAUUAUAAUUGUUUUACUUAAAUUCGAGAUUAUUUUCCUAGAUUAGCUUAAAAAUUAAAUAAAAGAAUGAAAGUAUUAAAAACUUUGCCAAUUUACAAUGAAUAAACUAGAAUUUAAAUUUUUAAUUAUACUUAAUUAUUACAUGGAUAUCAAACUAAUUUUGAAAACACCUUAUCUGAAGAUAUAAAAUCCAAUAUUAAUCAAAUAUUAUAAUACUAACAAAUUGAUUGUGAUCCAGGACUUGUAAUCUUGGUGGCCAAUGCCAAAAUGUAUACUUAAUUGAUGUAUUCACUCAUGUGA